AUGUGCGCCACACUAGCGGACUUGAGAAUCAUCAUGUUGGGGGGUAAACCAAAGGCGCCUAAGAAGCUCUCAGCGACGCAGCAAGCGCUGCUGACGCUGCACAAGAUCCAAGCGCGAGGAUCCUUCUAUGUGGUGAAUGCUUUGCUGCUGCUUCUGGUGUUCUACACGUCACACCGCUUCCCGCACAAGUUUGUGCGUGUUGUGGGAGAUUGCGACUCGAAUUGGCUGCAUGUACAUUCUCCCGAGGGCUCCGAGACCAUCUGCUGCAAUAACGAGGCAGGAGGCUACGAAGACGCUCCGUGUUACACUGGCAUGGACCUCAUGCCCGUGAUGGCCUCUCUUAAAGGAGCGUGGGCCAUCCCAUUGUCCGCACUGGUCUUCAAUUACGGCUCCAUGAUGCUUGGUCCGAACGUGACGAUGCCUCGCGUCCGCGUUUACGUGCGUCGUGGCCUGUUGUAUGUCGCGGUAAUGGCUUUCCGCACGGUGGCUCUGUACAUGGGACUAGGCCUGAUAGAGAAGCGGUUGAUCCACCUCUUUAUGGGCCACUCGGACCAUUCCUGCUGUGGGCCACUACUUAGCAAUAUCAUUGUUCGAAUGGUUCGCAGUUAG
This is a messenger RNA of Phytophthora infestans T30-4, 609 nucleotides long. RefSeq lists its product as uncharacterized. The transcript has 4 exons. The record is from RefSeq and is a predicted model, not a curated record. Lineage: Eukaryota; Oomycota; Peronosporomycetes; Peronosporales; Peronosporaceae. The coding region runs from base 1 to 609 and encodes 202 amino acids.